UCGGUUGCCACAACAACCAGGCCCAAACACACCAAGCGCACAUGCUUAACGGCGCUCAGUUGUCUCCUUUCUACCGGGAGGCAAAGAUUUGCUGCUUUGUGAAAACUCUGAAGCCAGCCACCCAAUGUUGCAAUAUUUGCACACGUCUUAGGUGCCAGAUUUUGUGUGGAAUUUUGCUACUUUCACCUGCUGAUGCAAGGAGAAAAUGCCCUUUAAAUGCUUUCAAAAGCGUUCCCUUAACAAAUCCGGGCUUUUGGAUUCCUUAAACGGCCAGCGCUGGCGUUUCCUGAAAAAUGGCUUGGACGAUUUCAGGGACGGUUUCCCUCCUCCUUGUGACAACAUUGUCAUCCGACGCCCAAAGGAGCUCACCCCUAUUAUUCUCCCUAGUAAACCUGAGGACCUGGGCAAAAUGCAACAGAGGGCCAAAAGGACGCUGACCAAGACCCAGAGAAAGACCUCCAAAAUCAGCCCAAAUCUGCAAGCCAGAAGAGACUACAUUGCUCAGCUUGAGUAUUGCCUUAGCCAGCACCCCUUAGCCCUCUACCCUCAUCUGGAAGAAAGCAUUCCCCCAGAGCUUUUCAAGGAAGUUCUAAGCAUCCUGGACCCAGAGAUGCUUCCGAUGAAUGAAGAUGCUGUUGCUGAUGCUGACAUUACACAGGAGCACCCAGUUCCCUCUGCAGUUCCCUCUCAGUUGGAGGACAAAAGAAAGAAGCAAUCAGGGGCCAUGCUCAUUGGCUGCAAGGAUCCCAAAGGCAAGGACCCUUACAAGUGGUUCACUAAAACGGAAAUAGCAGCAAGAGAAAGAGAGGCCAGGAUGAAUUAUGUCCCUCCCGUCGGCGAGAACGUGAAACAAGCUGCGAAGGAGUUCUGCAGGUGGUUUGAUUCUCUGGGUGGAGAGAAAUACGACAUUGAUGAAGCCACCAUUAUAAGCCUCUUUGAUACAAAUUACAAAACCAAGCCCCCCUUGUCUGGCCCGAUACACGUUGAGGAGCUGAACUAUUUGCCUGCUGAGUUGCGGAAGUAUGUAGGGAUGCCAUCUCCCCAGACCACCCUGAGAAGCGAUGCUCAGCAAGGGAGCCAUUCCAAGGAAUCUUGUCAAUCCAAGUCUGAGAAGAUCAGGUAUGGUGCCUGGUACCUGGACCCAAAGACUUGGAAGAAACAGAAACCUUUAGAAGAUCCAAAAGCAAAAGACAGAAGGUCCAGGAAUUCAAAGAGGGCAUUGGGUGAAAAGGAUAUGGAGAUCAUGCAGCUUCAUGGAACGUACGCUUUUAAGGAAUUCCUUGAAGGAAAAGGCUACCGGAUCCCAGAUUUCUUGCAGCAGAUGCUGGCUAUAGAAGCAGCAGCUGGACCAAGAGUGGGGGCCCUGGGACGCUCCAGGAAUGAACUUCAGAAGUGUGAAGAGCCCGUGGAAGAUUUUGCACCAACAAUGGGGAAUUAAUAUAAAAGCUUGGACUUA
This is a messenger RNA of Podarcis raffonei (Aeolian wall lizard), 1456 nucleotides long. Its product is annotated as protein FAM47E-like. NCBI's taxonomy places the organism in Eukaryota, Metazoa, Chordata, Lepidosauria, Squamata, Lacertidae. The coding region runs from base 206 to 1438 and encodes 410 amino acids. The record is from RefSeq and is a predicted model, not a curated record. The transcript is spliced from 8 exons.